ACACAAGGCGUCGCUGUUUUGCGCAAUAAGAAACCCUCGGUCCUAGAAAAGAAGGGUAAAAAAAGCGUGCACGGAUGAACUUUUUCCUCCACGUUCUGUAAUCUGACACCGCCACUAACCCCCAGAAAAAGCCAAGACGAAGGAUGGAUUCUCGACUUCACCCGCAGAAAUAGUCCGGCAAGAGCACACGGAAAGACCCGUGACCUAGUCUAGAACCGUACACAAGUCUUUGCAUGGUCGGCGACAGCGCAUUUACAGUCAGAUUGUCUGUUUUAAAUGAAACUGACGCCAAAAAGUUUCUCUUUCGACAAAGGCGGAUGGGUGACUGCCAUUCUCUGAGGCUCCAUGUGAGGAAAGGAUGAAGAAUCACAGCAACAGCUCCCGUCUAAAUAAUCAAACGUCAAAUCACAUCAGAGAGAGAAACUGCAAGAAAAGUGACGGAAUCUCCGCAGCCUGGCCACGGUUUUCCCUACGUGAUUAUGCUUUCUGCAUGGCAACGUUGUUUCUCUUCUGCCUUGGCUCUCUUUUCUACCAGUUGAACGGGGGACCGCCGAAAGUUCUCCUGGACAUCAGACAGUAUCUAGGGCAGUCCACGUUCUCCGACGACCACGGACCUCAGGUUCCCAUGGUGCUCCCCUUCCCCAGUCAGGUGGUGUAUAACCGGGUGGGGAAGUGUGGGAGUCGCACCGUGGUGCUGCUGCUCAGGAGUCUGGCAGAGAGGCAACGCUUUACGCUGGUCUCAUCCGACAUCCACAACAAGACCAGACUCACCAAACAUGAGCAGGUGGAUUUGAUGAAGAACAUCACCAGUAUCCCACAGCCUUAUCUCUACACCAGACAUGUGCACUUCCUCAACUUCACAAGGUUUAGGAUAGAACAGCCUGUCUACAUUAACAUCAUCAGGGACCCCAUUAACAGAUUUCUCUCCAACUAUUUCUUCCGGCGCUUCGGCGACUGGCGAGGGGAGCAGAAUCACCUCAUACGCACACCAGGAAUGAAGGAUGACGAGAGAUACCUGGACAUCAAUGUGUGCAUCCUGGAGAAUUACCCAGAGUGCUCCAACCCACGCCUCUUCUACAUCGUGCCCUAUUUCUGUGGUCAACACCCCCAGUGCAGGGAGCCCGGGGUAUGGGCGCUAGAGAGGGCCAAACAGAACGUGCAGGAGAACUUCCUCCUGGUGGGCAUUCUGGAGGAGCUGGAGGACGUGUUGCUCCUGUUGGAGCGGCUGCUACCUCACUACUUCAGCGAUGUGCUCAACAUCUACAAGAGCCCAGCCUUCUGGAAGAUGGGCAACCUGACCGGCACGGUGCGGAAGCACACGCCCACCCCGGCGGCACUGCAGGUUCUCUACCGGCGCAUGCGCUACGAGUACGACUUCUACAACUUCAUCCGCGACCAGUUCCACCUGAUGAAAAAGAAAAUCGGACUUCGUUCUUCCUAUUCCUCCUCAUCUUCCUCCUUUUCCUCCUCCUCCUCCUCCUCCUCCCUUCCCAGCCUCCUCAGGGAGCUGACCCUCUCCACCCAGCAGCCUCCACUGGACGACAAUCUGCUGGACGAUGACAACAGCUGGUUGGACCAGCCCUGAGAGUCGCCAUGGAGACUGGAUGAAGGGACGGGGCCGACCACUUUUUUGGGGGGGAGUGGGGGGCAUAGUCUGUGACUUACUCAGCCAUUGAGGGAGGAGGAUUGCUGUACAGGAGGACUGAGCAUUCCCAGGCUGCAUUUUGGGGGUGUGUGUGCGUCGAUCCCAAUUGCCCGACUUUUUAACGGGUAGCCAUUUUGUUUGUUUUUUUUUAUUUUAGAGAGAAAAAGUCAGAGACGGUCUGUGUAACCUUCUGAAGUGUACAGGAGAGAGUUCUGUGACGAGGAUCGGUAUAUUUAAAUGGAAAUGGAAAAAGAAACAAUAUAAAGGAAAUAAUUGUA
This is a messenger RNA of Clupea harengus (Atlantic herring), 1923 nucleotides long. RefSeq names its product uronyl 2-sulfotransferase a (gene usta). NCBI's taxonomy places the organism in Eukaryota, Metazoa, Chordata, Actinopteri, Clupeiformes, Clupeidae. The record is from RefSeq and is a predicted model, not a curated record. Gene Ontology annotation, molecular function: sulfotransferase activity. Gene Ontology annotation, cellular component: membrane.